Soboliphyme baturini is the source of this 912-nucleotide messenger RNA. NCBI's taxonomy places the organism in Eukaryota, Metazoa, Nematoda, Enoplea, Dioctophymatida, Soboliphymatidae. The record is from the annotation of a GenBank genome assembly.
AUGGUGCUCGCCAUUCUCCGUUCCAUGGUCGCUUUGAAGCAGUGCAACCUCAGCUUUAAUCCCCUGGUGCAACCUUGGCAGACGAACUGCCACGUGGAACCGUUUUUGAAAUUGACAGAUUUGGCUCUGAACAACACCAACAUACAGUGGGACGCUCUGAUGAAUUUACUCAAGGCCUGUCCGAAUUUGCAAGAACUCCACCUCAGUCUCAAUGACUUUUCCAUGAAACCGGAACCUCAGAGCGGCGACGAUGACAGUACCUCAUCUCAGCCGUGUUUUGACAGCGUACGCAUCCUUGCCAUCGAUCAGUGUUGCAUGACUCACUGGGAGAGGGUAACGGCGGUGUGCCGCUACUUUCCUAAUCUGCAGGGCCUAAUCGCUUCCGGCAACGAGGUAGCGGAGUUCGGCUCGUCCGAAAGCAUAAAGAGGCAAUUCCGGAUGCUCGAAUCAUUAAACGUCAAUCACUGGCGAAUCAACGACUGGGACUCGUUGAAUGUGUUCCGCGUUUUCCCUUCUUUGCGCAGCCUCCGCCUCAAGAGCAUUCCCUUGUUCGAGAAUUUAGACGACAAGCAGCGCAUACGCUUAGCCAUCGCCUGUCUUCCGUCCAUCGUUGUCCUUAACGGCACCAAUGUGGAGGAUGACAGGCGCGAGGACUCUGAGCGCUACUUCAUCAGGCACUUUCUGGACGUGCCUGCGAAACCCGAACGGUAUUACGAGCUGGUGGCAAUACAUGGCCAUCUGCAACCGUUGCUCGACAUCGACCUGUCACCAAAACUGACCGCCGACGUGAUGGUCGUCUACGAGGACACAAACAAAAAGGAACUAGUGGAAGUAACGGCUUUGGGCUACUUUUCCAGUGAUCUGUAUCAUCUCCUAACCGAACAGGGUCCAAAGACUGGAUACAGAGCAUGA